This is a messenger RNA of Ziziphus jujuba (common jujube), 1492 nucleotides long. RefSeq lists its product as uncharacterized. The record is from RefSeq and is a predicted model, not a curated record. Lineage: Eukaryota; Viridiplantae; Streptophyta; Magnoliopsida; Rosales; Rhamnaceae. Bases 276 to 1352 code for a protein of 358 amino acids. The transcript has a single exon.
CAAAAGGGCAAAUUCUUAAGUACGCCACUCUAAUCUUCUGAACCCAAGUCCAGCCAAAGCUUGGCGGAAUCUCCGCUAAAUACAGCAGGGUUUUCUCCAAUUGCAAUUUCAAAAUUUUACGUUAUUUAUUAUUAUUUUUUAAAAAUCGUUUAUAUUUGAAACAAAGCUAUUCUACUCACAGUUUCUCCAUCCCACUCUCUGAAUCAGUGUCUGUUCGGUCCCUAUAGAAAAAAAUCCCAAUUUGAAUUAGGGUUUUCUGCAAACAGAGAAUCAACAUGAAAGCUUCCGUCAAGUUCCGUGACGAUAAGAAGCCUUUGUUCAGAGCCAAAGUCCCUCUUAACAUCUUGGGUAUGCCCUUUCAAUCCGGCAUCGUCGCCGGCGAAUCCAAGGAGCUCACUCUAAAUCUCGGCACAUUCUUUGCUUCGGGGCCGUCAAUCAGGAUUGCGUAUCGUCCCAAUGAUAGAUGGAAUCCCUUUUCCUUCAUCGUCAAGACCGGAACCGGACCGUUCGGUUCUCCCACCUCGACCUCCAUGCUUAUGAGCGCUGAAUUCAAUCUGCUCAGCCGUGGAAACCCCACUUUCAUGCUUCACUUCAAACCCCAAUUCGGCGAUUUCACAAUCAAGAAGUCGCAGACUUCUAAUCUGGACAAGUUAGUGAGGUAUCAACACGGUGCCGUACCGGAGAACAAUGGUUCGGUUGAGGUGGGUGAGACGCCGGAGGCUUACAGCGCGUUAACCGGGAAGAAAAUUUCGAUCUUACCGGCGGAGAAUCCGAGCGGUGGUGCUAUUGCUGGUCUUUUCGCCGGAACAGAAGUGGAGGCGAGAACAGCCGUGCCGGUGAGAGGCCACGCCGUGUUGAAUUUCCGUUGGGGCGUUAGGGUUCCGUCGGAGCUGAAGAGUGGCGGCAAUCCGAUGAAUAGUAUUGCGUUCCAGAAAAUCCCUUUCUUGGUUAUGAACAAGAUCGGGAUCGAACACGUGUACAGCGAAGAUCCCAAGUCGGCCACCGCCACGGUGGGCCCGCAGUCGGCUCUAACUUUCCCGGGGAAUGCUGAUGUGGCAGAGGUUUGUUUUUCGCUUAAGCGUCAAAUGGAGAUAUUGCAAGACGACAAUAGGCUUCUGAGAAAAUCAGUGGAUGAUCUCCGGCAACAAAUGGCCGGCGGCGUUAGGUCAAAUUCUCCGGCUAGAAAUUCCGAUUUCGGUAAGUACCGUGAUUAUGAUCGAAAUGGAAGUAAAAACCCACCAAGCAGUAAAUAUGAUCGACGAAACAAUGAGAAAUCUGGCGACUUUAGCGGGUUUUCGGCUAAAUCAACUGAAGGAGAUGUGAGCGAGGAAUUGAAGAAGGCGUUGAAGUGAGCUUAAAAUGCGUCGAGAUUGCUGUAGAUUUUUUUAUGAUAUCGGAAACUGUUUUUUUUUUUUUUUUUUUUUUUUUGUUUAGUAUUUGUAUUUCAAUUUUGAGUGUUUUUCUUUUAAUAAAAUCGAUGUUUAUUUUUAAA